AUGGGAGAAGCUCACCAGCUGCAACUCAGCAUCAUGGUUCAUCAUCAGGAUGCAAAUGGAGCAAACUCCAGAAGCAUUCGCAACACAUCGGUGCUUCCUCGGGGCAAAAGUUUCAACUGGUGGCUUAGAAUGACCCUUUAUACAUGCCUAGUGCUCUCUGGCCAGUCAGUUGCAACACUCUUGGGAAGAUUGUACUUCGACAAAGGCGGCCAUAGCAAUUGGCUGCAAGCCCUUAUGAACCUUGCUGGCUUCCCCAUCCUGCUUCCCUACUAUUGCAUCCCAGCACUUAGCAAAAGAAAUAAUCCAACCACAAACAGUGUUCAAUCGGAACCGCCGCCGUCUACCCUAACCCUUGCAUCAGUCUAUGUCUCUCUUGGCCUCCUAGUAGCGUUUGGUUGCUUCUUGUAUUCUGUAGGGCUAUCAUACCUUCCUGUGUCCACAUAUUCCCUCAUCUGCGCAUCCCAAUUGGCCUUCAAUGCACUUUUCUCCUUCUUCCUCAACUCACAGAAGUUCACUCCUUACAUUUUCAACGCUCUCUUCCUGCUCACCAUCUCCUCCGUCCUCCUAGUGUUUCAAGGCGACUCUGACUCAGGCGCAGCCGGAUUAACCUCCAAAGGAAAGUAUGUAAUGGGUUUCCUAUGCACCGUUGCGGCAUCAGCCUCGUAUGGAUUGACGCUUUCCCUAACACAGCUUGCAUUCAGGAAGGUUAUAAGAAAGGAAACAUUUACAGCGGUCAUGGACAUGAUAGUCUAUCAGUCACUGAUUGCAAGCUGCGCCAUCUUCAUAGGGCUUUUCGCUAGCGGAGAGUGGAAGGGUUUGAAGAAGGAGAUGGGGGAGUUUAAAUCCGGGAAGGUAUCUUAUAUCAUGAACCUAACAUGGUCAGCUAUAGUAUGGCAGCUGUUUGCUAUAGGCGGAGUAGGGUUAAUUUUUGAGGCAUCUUCCCUCUUCUCCAAUGUCGUCAGUGCUUUAGGUUUGCCUGUGGUUCCGGUUCUAGCUGUUAUCUUCUUCCAUGACAAAAUGGACCGAAUUAAGAUAGUGGCCAUGGUUUUAGCCAUUUGGGGCUUUGUUUCAUAUCUUUAUCAGCACUACCUCGACGAUCGAAAGGCCAAGACUGCUGAGAAUGAAAAUGCCAAUGGUGAGGUUUCUACAAUUCUCCCACCUUGA
Molecule: messenger RNA, 1164 nt
Organism: Prunus armeniaca (apricot)
Lineage: Eukaryota; Viridiplantae; Streptophyta; Magnoliopsida; Rosales; Rosaceae
Source: the annotation of a GenBank genome assembly